CGGGCUGAUCAGCUGCAGCACCGGGACUAGCACACCGACAAACGAAAGGGGAAUCCUCGCCCCUUCCGCAGCGGAUCGAGAAUCGAACACACGACCUUUCAGUCCAACCCCUUCUAGUGUUAGCAGAAUUGAAGAAGCUCUAGGACGUGAACUAGAACUUGAAGUUGAAGUUGAAGCAUAGAGGUUCUCCGACCUCUACUACGGUAGGUCCUUGCACAAGUUGAAGAAGGCGCGCAUGCAAGCCUGUUUACGGAUCCGAGCUGUAGACUCAAGUAUCAGAGCGUUCCUUAGAGCAGGUGUGUAGGGGCUCCUCAAAAGUCCAAGAAGGUGCGAUCGCUUGUGGCAACUGCUUUUUUCUGAAGCCCUCAGCCGUGAAAGGGGACUGCGAUGGAAGGCCAAGCGGGCGUAGCCCCUUCCGUGACUAUCGACGUCCCUGCUGCGAAAGGCUACCAAGCAGAUGCUUCGGCCGGUUCGGCCAACGGUCCUUCGGAGGAUGUGAGUGCAUACAAGCAAGAUCUGGAGUCUGCUGAACGGGAGCCAUGUGACGAUCUCGAUGAGAUGGGCUUUCUUUCUGUUAGCGGUCGGGACCUACAAGGCCGUCAAGUGGUCGUCAUCAUUGGGAAGCUUCUGCCCGCGGGUGCAACCUCUCGAGACCGCUUGAGAAAGUAUGCCAUACAGAAGCUGCAUCCUGUCGUAUCGGCGGGCAGCUACUCGAUUUUGUUCGUUAACACCAAUGCGACAUUUCAGGCAAAUUCCCCGGGCGUCCUUUGGCUCCGUUCCACGUUCGAGGCCCUCCCUUCCAUGUACCGGGCACAGCUCGGGGCAGUCUAUUGCCUACACCCUACCUUGGGGCUGCGCCUAGUGCUCGCCGCGGUCGCGCCUUGGAUGAGUCAAGGGCUCUGGCAAAAGCUGGUAUACGUCAGCCGAGUGGAAUUCCUCUUGGAACACGUGGCAGCCGGACAGGUCGCCCUGCCCGACUUUGUCCUGGAGCACGACCAAGAACUAGAGGGGCGGCCUUUGAUGGACUACGGCGUGGAAGCGGACGGCGACCAAGCGGCCAUGUUUAGGAGCGCCACCGAGGGGGUGCCUGAAUUGAGAGAACCGUUGGGAGUUUAUCAUGGGGCAGGAUGAGUUUCAUGUUGUACAGGGGUUUGACAUUUUUGAACGGUUCAUUUGGUAGUGUCUUAUGUAUCUGUACAGCAUGUCAGCACUUUGAGUGGACCGAGUUGUCAUUUUUCUUGUCGUCUGUACAUUCAUGCCGGAAGGUCGACACGGAGGAGAUGAGUUGUCGUGAUUUUGAAAGCAUAGCUGUAGCGAACUCGCUUCCGAGUAAGCCGUUUCGGAAGCCCGAACUUAGGCCACAAGGCGUGUGGAGGUUGCAGAGAGUCCAUUGGCUGCUGUCGUGACCCAGAUUGAAUCGAGAAAAGUGACGGAAAGUUUCAUGCCGGAAAGAGUUGACAUCGGCCCAGUUGUGAGAGAACCGCUCAAGUGAAGCCGAGACGUAUGUACAAUGACUGAAAUGCAACCCAGCCGGCUGGUACUGCGACUUCAAUUCCCUCACUGACCCUUUGUUGGGAAAGGCAGUCGCUCUAGUAGAGACGCC
Molecule: messenger RNA, 1603 nt
Organism: Klebsormidium nitens
Lineage: Eukaryota; Viridiplantae; Streptophyta; Klebsormidiophyceae; Klebsormidiales; Klebsormidiaceae
Source: the annotation of a GenBank genome assembly